AUGCCUGACGUUAAGAGAACAAUCAAGUUGAUUACGGAGCAGCACAUCCUCGAGGGCAAGGACUCUGGUGUAGAAGGCUUUCCGCUUCGACGAUGGUCGAUCGAGAUCUACCUGCUGAACGAGCAUGGAGAGCAAGUGCCGGCCAACCUGUUUGACAAGGUCACGUACAAGCUACAUCCGAGUUUUGGCGACCGCGCCAUUCAGUCUUUCAAGAACCCUCCCUUCCGGAUCGAAGAGGAGGGAUGGGGUGAGUUCGACAUGACGAUCAGCCUCCUCGCUCCGGACAAGGAACACAACAUCACGCACGACCUGAACUUUCAGCAGACUCGGUACGAGUCGAGACAUGUCAUUAACUUCAAAAACCCCAAACCCGCCUUGUUAGCCGCCCUUCGAGAAUCGGGUCCGGUGCCAGGAGAUGAGAACGGCGUCAAGACGAAACGCACUGCAACAGGGGAAGAGAGCGUCAAGAAGAAAAAGCGAGUAGAGAAGAAUGUGGACAUGGACAAGCUGGCAGACGGCCUUCAGAAGCUGGGUGAGGAUGAUCUGCUGCAGGUGGUGCAGAUGGUGCACGACAACAAAGCACCAGACUCGUAUACCAAGAAUGAUGUCGAACAGGGAGAAUUCCAUGUCGACCUGUACACUCUCCCGGACAAUCUCAUCAAGAUGCUCUGGGACUUUGUGCAGGAGAAGGGUGUCAUAAAGAUUAAAAAAAGAUUGAUAAUCAGUUGUGGCUAUGAUGAUAGUGAUAAGACUACAGUACUACAUACAGUCGUUACGAGCUCGUUAGUUAAUAGGUUGAACAAAAAGAACAGAAGGAAAGAAUCGUAUGUAAUUUGUAAAGAAUUAUGGUAUGUCUGUCUGUAUGUAUAUGAGCCUCCCGAAAACAAAAGAAAUAAUUAA
Rasamsonia emersonii CBS 393.64 is the source of this 900-nucleotide messenger RNA. RefSeq names its product Transcription initiation factor subunit (TAF30). Gene Ontology annotation, biological process: chromatin remodeling; regulation of transcription by RNA polymerase II. NCBI's taxonomy places the organism in Eukaryota, Fungi, Ascomycota, Eurotiomycetes, Eurotiales, Trichocomaceae. The coding region runs from base 1 to 900 and encodes 299 amino acids. The transcript is spliced from 11 exons. The record is from RefSeq and is a predicted model, not a curated record. Gene Ontology annotation, cellular component: Swr1 complex; NuA4 histone acetyltransferase complex. Gene Ontology annotation, molecular function: histone binding.